AUGACUGAUGGACAAGCACAGCCGGCUGAUGAUGGCACCGGGGAGGAGCUUCAAGAAAAGGAUCUGAAUGUGAGCAUCCCACCGCCUCCAGAAGCACAACAUGACCGACCAGCUCGGAAAAGAGCAAACAAGACGAAGACCUCUUUCAUACAGGAGUCUGAUGAUUGCACCGCUGGGGAAGAGCUUCAGCAAGCGGAUGUUAAUGUGAGCCUCCCUCUGCCUCCAGAUGCAGACCAUGACCGACCAGCCCGGAAAAGACCAGACAAGACGAAGACCUCUUUCAUGCAGGACUUUUGCGCCUGCUGCACCCAUACUGAGCAGGUUGAUGAUCUGAAUCCUACAGUUAUUGGCGAAUGUUUGGAGCAUUUGGCCAUCAAAACAAGGUUCAGCAUUCGCAACAUUUGCUGUGACUCGGAAGUACGUUUGAUUGAGCGGAUUGUCACUCCACUUCCUGGAGUUGAGAGUGUGUCCAUCAACACCUUCCAGAAGAUUUGCAUCGCAGUCCACUGCCCAAGCUGUACCACACCAGACUCUAUCGUUGAAAAGCUUAACCGCUCGGGUUUGGGUGCUGCCUUGCUCGGCCAAGGAAACAUGGAGAUCAACCCUGAGGCUCCAAGCCUAAGAGAUAUGUUCCAUCGCCACAGCCGCCAGGUACUGGUCGUGGUGUCAGCUCUGCUAUUGACCAUGGGGCUCGUUGGGUCGGGCGAGGUUUUGCUUCUUCUGGCACUGGUGGUGGGCUUGCUUGCGAUCUUGCGCGAGUCGCUGGUCACUCUGAGGAAGGGGCAGAUUGACAUCAGCACCUUGGUGGUUUUGGCUUCCCUCGCUGCCGCCAUGCAAGGUGAAAGAGCAGAUUCUGCUUUGGUAGUCUUGCUCUUCAACAUCUCAAAGGUGGUGGAAUCAGUGGCGCUGAAUCGAGUCUCCAGUGCACUGCGGGCCGUGUUGCAAUUGCAGGCAGUCCACACAGUGCAUUUGGUGGAAGGCAAAGCUGUGCCAGUCUCGGAGCUGAAACCAGGAGAUGAGAUUGCCCUGCGGCCUGGGGAGGAAUGCCCUGCAGACGGCUUGGUGUCAAAAGGUUCGGCUUCUUGCUCAGAGGCUGCUCUAUCCGGAGAGUCCAGACCAGUUCACAAGCAGAAGGGCGACCUGAUCUCCUCUGGCGCAGUGAUUCUCAAUGGAUAUUUGGAAGUCACCUUGACGACAGCUAGUUCCCAAAGUGCCCUAUCACUAAUUGAAGCACAGGUUGAGGAGGCUCAGAUGAAAAGGACAGACAAACACCUGAUGAUCCAGCGCUUUGCGCGUUUGUGGACUCCCAGUAUCAUCUUUGCAGUGCUGGUGAUUUGCAUCUUGAUUCCUCUCUUGACCAAUGGUGAUUUCCAAACCUGGAGCCAUCGUGGCCUUGUGGUGCUGCUCACCGCAUGCCCAUGUGCGAUUGUCAUCGGAGCACCUUUGGCCACCACCUGUGCAAUUGCUGCUGCAGCCUCUCACGGACUCCUCAUCAAACGGCCUGAGACAGUGGAGAAGUUGCCGCACAUUGCAGCCGUGGGACUGGACAAGACUGGAACCCUAACAAAAGGUGAGCUGAGUGUACUUGCAGCAGAGAAGCUCGGUGAUCCAAACUUAGAAGAAGAAGUGGUGCUGAAAUGGGCUGCAGCUCUGGAGCUGCGAUCUUCUCACCCUAUUGCUGCUGCAAUUGUGUCAAAAGCUCUUGGCUGCGUUGGGGAAGCCUUGGAAUAUACUGACCUUCCAGAAGUAACAAAUUUCCGUGUCUUGCCAGGAGUUGGGAUACAAGGUUUUGUCCCCAGCAAAACUGGCUCGUCGAAGGUGAUUCUUGGGAACAAGCGAGCCCUGGAUGUGGCCAAUGCUGACCCAUCAGACCAUUCUCGCUUCAUCGCUUUCCAAGAGAAAUAUCAUCAUCACACAGCAGUUGCCAUCAUGAUUGAUGGCAAACUUCAGUUUGGCCUAGCUUUGAAUGAUACCAUCAGGCAGGAAGCAGCCAAGAUGGUUGAGGAUUUCAAAACCAUCGGCUUCAAACCCGCAAUGUUAACAGGAGACACUGCAGAAGCUGGUGCUUUUGUCGCACAGUCGUUGGGGCUAGAUGAUGAACUAUGUCGGUUUGCUAUGACACCGGACCAGAAGCACGAGUGGGUUGCUUCAAGCGAGUCGGAGGGGCGCCAUGUCUUGAUCCUGGGUGAUGGCAUAAACGAUGCCACUGCCCUGGCAGCGGCCCAUGUGGGCGUCGCCAUCGGUGAAACUGGGGCGGCCUUAGCGGCACAGUCUGCAGACAUUGUGAUGAUGACCGACAAGUUAUACCGACUUCCACAAUGCGUGUUGCUUUGUCGCUAUGCCCUUCGCAUUGAGAGACUGAAUAUUGCAAUUCCAUGCAUAGUGAAGCUUCUCCAAGCCGGCAUUGCCAUGGCCAUGGAUAUCAAAUUAUGGAUCGUGGUGGUGGCUGACUUGGGCACCUUGCUCCUAGCGUUGUUGCUGGGCAUUUCCGUGCUAUCUCCGGCCUUCUGGCAGAGCGUGGCCAUGCCGGUGCACAAGCCACAGCCGAAGAGCCUCGAAACCAGCUUAAGUGCACCAUCUUUGGGCCCUUGGGCUGAAGGAGAUGCUACGAGAGUGAAAGAUCACUCAGCAAGCAAAUGGGACAACGUGGAGUUCCACGAAAUGCCGGUGUGGGUCAAGGUGCCGUCAGGGUACUCAGAUCCUUCAUACAGCCCAAUCCCCGAAUACUUUGAACCUUGGGCCCAAGAUUUCGCGCGACAUGAGAUGAAUGCUGGCUAUGGCCAAUGUCUGGAGGAUUCAGCUCUUUGGGAACCGUGGUGCUGGCGUUUUGCAAGUUGCUGCAGCCACUAG
This is a messenger RNA of Durusdinium trenchii, 2850 nucleotides long. The record is from the annotation of a GenBank genome assembly. Lineage: Eukaryota; Dinophyceae; Suessiales; Symbiodiniaceae.